Molecule: messenger RNA, 3895 nt
Organism: Spodoptera littoralis (African cotton leafworm)
Lineage: Eukaryota; Metazoa; Arthropoda; Insecta; Lepidoptera; Noctuidae
Source: the annotation of a GenBank genome assembly
GGAAAUUUUUUAAACAUCGAACUAAAUUCAGAAAUAUGAAUCUAUGUGACGUUUUACGUUAUGUUUAGCUCAAUUUAGAAAAGUAUUUCGUGAUAAAGUUGUGAAUUUGGACAUUAUGAAGUUUCUAACUUGGAUUUUAUGGCAUUGGUGUUGGGGGUUGCUGGUGCUUACAGUUAAAUAUUCACAAGGAGAAAAGUUCACACUUGGCUACUUGACGGGUUCAGAACGAAGGCCAGGAGACUACAGCUACCAGCGGCCCGGGAGAGUCAUAUCAGGUGCCAUUUCGAUGGCGAUCGAUGAGGUCAACGAGAAACUCCUCGGGCCAAUGGGUCACUCCUUGGACUUCGUCGUUGCAGAGACAUACGGACAAGAAGAGGUCUCCAUUCGGCAGGUGGCGGCUUUGUGGGCAGCCAAUGUAUCGGCGUUCAUCGGACCGCAAGAGACGUGUGUGCAUGAAGGGCGCAUGGCCGCAGCUUUCAAUCUCCCCAUGGUUAGCUAUUACUGCCGCGAUGUUGCCAGCUCAAACAAACGCGUGUACUCCACGUUCGCGCGCACCAGGCCUUCGGACAUCGACAUCUCCCGCUCCGUGGUCGCCGUGCUCACGCAUUUCAAUUUCAUGCAUGUGGCUUUCUUGUACCUGAAGGCUCCAAAUCAUGACUUUUCGAGACUAGCGAAUGCAAUAAUAGCGGCGCUCAGGGAGAAACAAAUAACAGUCCGGCCAGUACAAGUGUACCGACAGCCUUAUUACUACGAGAACAGGCGGGAAAACUUCAGCCGAAACCCAUUCCUGGACAUCGUUCGAGAAACCUAUAAGGAGACCAGAAUUUACGUGUCGGUUGGAUAUUAUCACGAUCACAUCGGAUUAAUGUUAGCCCUCGACGCUAUGCAGCUUCUAGAUUCAGGUGAAUACGCAGCUAUCGGUGUUGACGUGGAGAAGUACGAAUCUGAAGAAGCGAUCCAGUAUUUGUCUGGACCUCUGCAAAAGGAACCAGGUCCGCGGACCCUGCAUGCGUUUCGUUCAUAUAUGGCGGUUGCACCCUCACCGUCUCCAUCUUACCAAGCCUUUGCGAAGGAAGUAAAUAGAAGACUACAGAUGCCACCAUUUAAUUUCACUAAUCCCUUGCUCGCAUUGGGCGGAGGAAAAGUGAUCCCUGUGGAGGCGGCAUGGCUGCACGACGCUGUGUGGGUAUAUGCGCGUGCGCUGGCAGAAGCUCUCUCCAGCGGUGAAGGACCUCGUGAUGGACGGGCCAUAGCUGCUAGGAUGAGGAAUACCACCUACCAUAGUGUUAUGGGGUACUGGGUGCAUAUGGAUGAGCAGGGCGACGCUGAGGGAAACUACACACUAUUGUCCAUAGACCCGUCACGGCCGCCAGGCCUCUACCCGCUCGCAGUACUACAUAAAUCUGCACCGGAAGUUCGAUUUCUACGCGAAAUGGAGUGGCCAGGAGGCCAGGUGCCACUCUCAGAGCCGCCUUGUGGAUUCAGAGGAGAAAAGUGCGUCAGUCAUAUUGGAGCUUGGGCACUGGGUGCCUCGGGAGGUACCCUGGCACUCCUAGUCCUCGCUGCUCUAGCCCUCUACCGCGGCUGGCGCUACGAACAAGAACUGGACUCACUGCUCUGGAAAAUUGACUUCCGCGAGUUACACUUGCCAGACGAAGAACAACGAGCGAACAAAAUGAAUAGCAAUGCCGCCGGGAACGUUACCUCUUCAACCAAUGCUGUGGGGGGAGAGAAAAAUGGAGGCAGCACGGGUGGAGUCCGGUCUAGCCAAGUCUCCCUGAGCUCAAACCCAGACCUAGACUUCCGUUAUUCAGCUAUCUUCACUGAAGUGGCAUUCUACCGCGGCCGUCUGCUCGCUGUGAAACGAGUCCGCAGACAUCACAUCGAUAUCAACAGGGAAAUCAAGAAGGAGCUUAAAAUUAUGCGGGAUUUACAGCACGAUAACGUGAACGGGUUCGUUGGCGCGUGCAUUGAGCCGCCGAACGUUUGCGCCUUAUCCGAAUACUGCACUAGAGGCAGUCUCAAGGAUAUUCUUGAAAACGAAGAUAUCAAACUGGACAACAUGUUUAUCGCAUCUCUAGUCGGAGAUAUAAUUAGAGGCAUGAUUUUUAUCCACGAAUCACCACUGCAGUACCACGGUGCACUACGACCGUCAAACUGUCUAGUGGACGCUCGCUGGGUAGUCAAAUUAGCAGACUUUGGAUUAAAGGAAUUCCGGAAAGGUGAACUACCUCCGUCGGAAUCCAAUGCUUUGAGAGCUCACAUUGAAGGUUUAGCUUACCUAUCACCGGAGUUACUCCGCUCAGUGGGAUGGGGCAAGGAAACCACAAAUAUGACAGUAGAGUUACACGAUGGCUCACCGCAGUCCGACGUAUACGCGUUCUCCUUAGUUCUAUAUGAGCUGCAUACAAGACGAGGGCCGUUCGGAGGAGAUGCGUUGCCAGUGCCCUCUCUACUGCAUAGGAUUGCGUCACCAGAUCCUGUGCCAUAUAGGCCCCCUCUAGACCCUCUGACUGGUAGUUUUGACUGCGUACGAGAAUGUUGUUCUGAAUGCUGGGCAGAGGAACCUACAACUCGACCGGACUUCAAAGCUAUACGCACUCGACUCAGACCUUUACGGAAGGGCAUGAAACCAAAUAUAUUCGACAAUAUGAUAGCAAUGAUGGAAAAAUACGCAAAUAAUCUCGAGGCUUUAGUGGAUGAGCGGACAGAUCAAUUGCAGGAGGAGAAAAAAAAGACUGAGGCUUUAUUAGAAGAAAUGUUGCCAGCACCUGUCGCAGAGCAGUUAAAGCGUGGUCGACGAGUAAUGCCAGAGAGCUAUGAUUCCGUGACUAUUUAUUUUAGCGAUAUAGUCGGCUUCACGGCCAUGUCAGCCGAAAGCACACCUCUACAGGUGGUAGAUUUUUUGAACGAUCUUUACACCUGCUUCGAUUCAAUAUUAGAAAAUUUUGAUGUCUAUAAAGUGGAAACUAUAGGCGACGCGUACAUGGUGGUAUCCGGUUUACCAAUUCGCAAUGGGAUACUCCACGCAGGCGAAGUGGCUUCGAUGGCACUAGCGUUACUGUCUGCCACGAGGGCAUUCCGCCUGCGACAUCGACCUGACCAUCGACUGAUGCUACGGGUCGGCAUACAUUCAGGUCCAGUUUGUGCAGGUGUAGUAGGUCUGAAGAUGCCCAGGUAUUGUCUUUUCGGAGACACAGUCAACACUGCCAGCCGGUUUGAGUCAACAGGGGCACCUCUAAAAAUCCAUUGUAGUCAAGCUUGCAAAACAUUACUGGAUCAACUGGGAGGUUACAUACUUGAGGAGCGAGGUAUAGUUUCAAUGAAAGGCAAGCGGGACCAGGUGACAUACUGGCUGCGAGGGGAGGAGCCCACUGCGGCCGCGGCCCGCGCGCGGCGCCGGGCGGCCAGGGAAAAUGUACAGACACCCGGUAGUACUGACAAACGAGGGCAACGCAGCUCACUCAAAACUAAAAACUGGAAGAACCAAGUCGGCGGACUUCAUAGAUGUUGCAGUUUAGAAUCUCCUAAAAAAUUACGUUUCGCCUCUGGAAAUCAUUUAGAAUCGCACACAGAUGGUGUUUUACAUCACCGCAGCGAUGAAUACCUCAUGGAAGUGGUUGGAGAAGGACGGCUGGUACCAGCGCAACGAUGUGAUUUAUUAGAGGCACCAAGCCUUCGUCAAGAAUAUACGAGUAUAUCGUGUCCUAUCAUCGAGCACACUGAGUGUAUCCCGGCAGGGCCCGCGCCCGACACGCCGCUGCUGGUGAAGGACGCGCCGCCCUGCGACGCCAAGCCGAGUGACAUCAAGCCGUGUGACAUCAAACUGGUCAUCAACGGCUGCUCCUACAACGAGCGAGAUGGAGCCGGUAUACCACUGCUGGCGGACGCGUAA